Geosmithia morbida is the source of this 1485-nucleotide messenger RNA. Its product is annotated as folylpolyglutamate synthase. Gene Ontology annotation, molecular function: ATP binding; tetrahydrofolylpolyglutamate synthase activity. The coding region runs from base 1 to 1485 and encodes 494 amino acids. The transcript has 4 exons. Lineage: Eukaryota; Fungi; Ascomycota; Sordariomycetes; Hypocreales; Bionectriaceae. The record is from RefSeq and is a predicted model, not a curated record. Gene Ontology annotation, biological process: tetrahydrofolylpolyglutamate biosynthetic process. Gene Ontology annotation, cellular component: mitochondrion; cytoplasm; cytosol.
AUGGCAACGGCCGGGCGGUCUUACAAUGAUGAUUUCCAGGACGCCAUCGACACGCUCAACUCGCUCCAGACGCCGUACCACAUCAUCGAAGCGAGGCGCAAGGCUGGAAUCCGCCCCGGUGCCAAUUCUGUCCGGGAGAUGAGGGCCUACCUCGGUCGCAUCGGCUACUCUCUCUCCGAUCUGGAUCGUCUCAACAUCAUCCACGUGGCAGGAACCAAGGGCAAAGGCAGCACAUGCGCCUUUGUCGACGCCAUACUGUCGCAAGCGCAGCAUGCCCACGGCAGGCCGCACAAGACGGGCCUCUUCAUCUCGCCGCACCUGAUUGCCGUGCGUGAGCGGAUACGCAUCAACUCGACCCCGAUAUCCGAGGGCCUGUUCACCAAGUACUUCUUCGAUGUCUGGGACCGGCUGGAGAAGGCCACCGUUGCCGCUAAUGAUGACAUCGCCCCUGGGUCUAAGCCCGCCUACUCCCGCUACCUGACCUUGAUGAGCUGGCAUGUGUUUCUUCAGGAGGGCGUCGACGCAGCCGUGUACGAAACAGGCAUAGGAGGCGAGUUCGACGCCACCAACCUUGUUGAGAGGCCUGUGGCGACGGGUAUCACGACGCUGGGCAUCGACCAUGUCUUUGCGCUGGGCGACACAGUCGACAAGAUUGCGUGGCACAAAGCGGGUAUAAUCAAGAAGGACUCCCCCGCCUUUACCGUCAAACAGGUCCCCGAGGCGGAGAAGGUGGUGCUUGAGCGGGCGACGGAGAAAUCUGUCGACCUCAAGGUGCUGAGCGUUGACCCCAGGCUUCAGGGCGUGAGAAUACGUCCCGAUACCCUGUUCCAGAAGAAUAAUGCGUCAUUGGCGAUAGCACUGGCCGAGACGGCACUGGCCAAGAUUGACGGCCGACAGUCCAACGACAACGGAGAACGACUUCCCGAGACCUUUGUACGGGGUCUGGAGGGCGUCGUCUUCCGUGGCCGCUGCGAGGUCAAGGUGGAGGACAACGUCACUUGGCACGUCGACGGCGCGCACACCGUCGACAGCCUGCGUGUAUCGUCCGAGUGGUUUGCCGAGGAGACUGCUGGCCGCACGGGACCCCGGGUGAUGAUUUUUAACCAGCAGGCCCGUUCCGAGGCUGUCAGCUUCUUCAAGUCCAUCCAUAAGGCCACCAAGCGAGUUGGUCGCCCCGCCUUUGACCACGCCAUCUUCUGCACAAACGUGACGUAUGCCGGGACCGGGUAUAAGCGCGACUUUGUCAAUCACCAGUACAACCCCGAAGAGAUCAAGGACUUGGUCGUGCAGCACCGAUUCGCCGAGAAAUGGGCGUCGCUGGACCCCGACUGCAACAUUCGCGUCGUACCCACCAUUGAGCAGGCGAUUAACCUGACCCGAGAGUUCGGGGCGCGGAGCGCUGAGAAGGCGGAUGCCUUGAUAACAGGGAGCUUCCAUCUCGUGGGAGGCGCCUUGGGAAUGUUGGAGGACGCAGACGCUCUAUGA